UCGUGUUGGGAUAGAUUCGCAAGUCCGAAGUAGCGAUGUAACGAUGCCAUGGAGCGUGGAGGCAAGAAAAACUGGAAAUCGUCGAUUUAUCCGAUAAACUCGUCCUGAUUCCGCUUUCCGGCGCACGUUGCUGUCAAUUUCGGCGUGCAAAAUACGGAAUUCGCGGGUCGUUUUACAACUGCGGCAACAAGCCUGCGGCAAUCGCCAUCCCGUUCUAUCGGAGGAUCUAUUGGAGAUCGGAGCGCACGAGGAAGAGGAAGAAAUCGACCGGCACUCCAAAACGAGUAUGAGAGAUAAAAAAUGAGGUGUCUAAUCUUGACCCUCGGUCUGCUGGUUUCGGUGCAAGGACCUACUCAAUGCACGGCCGAUCACAGGACACAGGAGAAUCGUGCAUCCGAGCCGCUCGAUCGAGGACCGUACUUUGAUGUUUCGGUCUCUCGCAACGUGACAGCCCUCGUCGGGAAAACAGCGACGCUGAAUUGUCGAGUACGAAAUUUAGGUGACAAAACGGUGUCAUGGGUGAGACACAGGGAUAUCCAUCUUCUCACCGUGGGCGUCGAGACGUACACGUCGGACCAGAGAUUCGUUGCGUCGCAUUUUCCUCACACGGAGGACUGGACGCUACAAGUGAAAUACCCCCAACGACGAGAUUCUGGCACAUACGAGUGUCAAGUGUCUACGACGCCACCCAUAGGUCAUUCCAUGCUCCUCUCCGUCGUCGAGCCAGUGACGAUAAUCAUCGGAGAACCAGAAAUGUACAUAAACAAGGAUAGCACUAUGAACUUGACCUGCGUCGUGCGACAUAGUCCUGAGCCACCCUUGGUUAUUUACUGGACUCACGAUCAUGAGGUGAUCAAUUAUGACAGUCCGAGAGGCGGGGUAUCGGUUAUCACGGAGAAGGGCGAGGUUACGACGUCAUACCUUUUAAUUCAACGUGCUCAACCGGCAGACAGCGGACAAUACACCUGCCAUCCCAGUAAUGCUAAUACAAAGACAGUCUUAGUACAUGUACUUAAUGGGGAACAUCCAGCUGCGAUGCAGCACGGCGGACAGCUCAGAUUAGCCAAUUUACCUUUUGUAAUGAUCUCGACGACGCUUUUGACCUUCUUGAAUCAUCCAUAUUAGAAGUAGAGCUGGACCAUCGUAAACGUUAGUUAGAUAUAUUCCUUUCGAUUUUUCUGUCGCACUUCAACCGUUUGAUUUUUCCUCUCACGCAACACUCUACGC
Atta colombica is the source of this 1227-nucleotide messenger RNA. RefSeq names its product hemicentin-2-like. Gene Ontology annotation, cellular component: neuron projection membrane. Gene Ontology annotation, biological process: synapse organization. The coding region runs from base 301 to 1125 and encodes 274 amino acids. The record is from RefSeq and is a predicted model, not a curated record. NCBI's taxonomy places the organism in Eukaryota, Metazoa, Arthropoda, Insecta, Hymenoptera, Formicidae. The transcript has 6 exons.